CACCAUAGACCCUUUGAAACCCCAUUCUAUAAAAGGCAGCUCUCAGCCCUUGUCCUAUGCAGUGAGUUUUAGUUUGGAUUUGAUUGCAAAUAGGAACGUACUUAUAACAUCAAGAUGGAUUUGAGGAUGUUUGCCGCUUGUUUGAUAAUGACUGUCUUUUUAAUCAAGCAUUCUGAUGCCGCGAUAACUGCUUUUACUACAACCGGUUUCACCACCGAUUCUGGAUCAGGCGCAGAUUUAACGUUGACUUAUGACACUCUUGUGCCGGAAACCACAGCUGCCGGUUCCGCGAUGUUCGAUCUUACGGCUACAGCAGCUGGAGGUGGUGGGAUAACCUACGACUUUAAGGCUGGAGGCAACCCUGAUUCCAUCGCAGCAAUAACCGUGGCAACUAAUGUUGCAUCAAUUAACGUCGCCACUGGUGUUACUCUGAACUACGAUACAAAGUCCCAAUAUGUGUUGACUAUUGUAGCAACCGAGACCGCCGAUACCAGCACAUUAGGCACUGCGACAGUUACAAUAAAUAUUGGGAUGGCAUUUGCAAAGGGACAGUUUGGUGCUUGUAUAGUAGACGGCUCCUCAGCAGGGACAGUGGUCGGGACGUACGCUCUUGUGGAUGUGGCCUCAGGCACAACAGUAGCUUACACUAUCACAGGCGGAAACACAAACACUGAUUUUACCAUCGGUGCUGCAACGGGACAGAUAUCACUUGAUACCGGAAAAACCGUUGUUCAGACUACCCUAGGUGGCUACACUCUAGCUAUAAAGGGUACUGUCGGCGCCCUCGACCAUGACACAGCCUCGGUGUGGAUUUCUGUACAGGACUCGUGCAGUGGAACUGUCCAAAUUGCUGCAGCUUUAGGAAUCAUCAUUGCAUCCCUUGCAGCAAUGCAUUUCAUUUAAACAUAUUUCUUACAGAAAUAAACUCAAAAAACGAUUAUAUUUAACUAACAUUUUUGCUUUUAAGAUCUGUUUUGCAUUAAAUGACCAACUCUGUUAUGUAUUACAUUCUAGUUUUGAGAUCCUGCAGUUUCAAUAGUAUUAUUAAGAAUAGAUUUUAUCAAUUACAAGCAUAUAUAUCGUAUACAGAUUUUGUUAUAUAUUAUGAUUUAAAUGAAUAUUAUAUGCAUACAACGCAUAAUGGUGAUAUAAACUGUUUUAAAGGAGUAAAUGAUGAAAGGAAUUUCAAACAAAAGUAUUCUAUACUAAUUUAUGCUUCCACUUUUUCUAAUAGUUCUUUUCUUAUCGAUCUGUUGUCAUUGUUCUUUUCUAUUUAUGCCAACGUAUAAAUGUGAUACAGGACUUUUCAGUCGUGGACACGACGUUGGGUAACUGUGUUUCUUUGAUAUUCUGUGGGUUUAAACGACAAAAAGAGGUUUUCCAGGCUAACAUUAAAGGGAUAUUAUAUAAUAUACAUAUUAUUAAAAAAAACAGUAGCCAUUAUAUUUUUCUGCAUUUUUUGGACUGACUGAGAUUAGGGAAUCUGUUUUCUACCUGUUAAGUCUUCAUAUGCACGAUUAUAAAACAUACGGAUUGACAAUGUAAUUCGCUUAUUACACUAUGACUUCGUAAAAAAUAUGUUCUUAUAAACAAUCGUUUUAUUUGAUUUUCAUUUUAUUAUCGGAUCGUAUUUUUUAAACAAGCUCGUUUCAAAUUUGAUACCGUUUCGUUUAAACCCACAUAACUGUAUUUGCAGUGUUUCUAUAUAUACAAAUGAAAGUAUCCAGAUGACUCCUUCCCGGAUUUGAUGGUGGAUCUUUCAAUCUUGAAUUGUUUUCAUUUUUUAAAUUGUUCUGAGAAAACAAGUACAUUAUGAAGUAUUUUCUAGCGGUACAUUUAGUUAACAUUGAUAUGAUAUUUUACUACCAGUAAUAUAUUUGGGAUAUUUAUUUAUUUUUGCUAGUGGAAAACUGGCUAAAAUUUGUAUUUAUUAUGUACUACAAAUGUUUAUUUGACUAAAGCAUAAACAUUAUAAAAUUAUAUGUUAAAACAUGUUGGACAAUAAAUAAUCAGAACCAAAUAA
Mya arenaria is the source of this 2023-nucleotide messenger RNA. RefSeq lists its product as uncharacterized. The record is from RefSeq and is a predicted model, not a curated record. Gene Ontology annotation, cellular component: membrane. NCBI's taxonomy places the organism in Eukaryota, Metazoa, Mollusca, Bivalvia, Myida, Myidae. Gene Ontology annotation, biological process: homophilic cell-cell adhesion. Gene Ontology annotation, molecular function: calcium ion binding. The transcript is spliced from 5 exons. The coding region runs from base 115 to 903 and encodes 262 amino acids.